GUGGGGAUGAAGCUGGGUUUAGAAUGGGGGUUUGGGGUGGUGGUAAUGGUAGGGGUGGCUGGGUUCUGGGUGGGGGGUUUAUUUUUUAUUUUUUUGAACCAAUCACAGGCUACCACGUGUCAAUUUUAAGUUUAAAAAUCGAUAAAAGCCAAAACUAACGUUUUUUAAAUGGGAAGGGUACGGUAGGUGUAUCGCUGAUAAUUGUGUAAAACCUUGGGUGUACCACUGAUGAAGAAUAAAUGAGUAGGUGUACCAUUGAGAAAGGCCCGAACCUUGGAUGUACCAUUAAUAAUUUGCCAAAAUAAAAUAAUGGUAGGUUAACAAUAAAUAAAACAUAGGUUUGAGCUUUAAAGACUCCUUCCAUCAAAGAAACACACAAAUUAAGCGGAAACCAGCAACGUGUCGAAUGUGAUUAAGGCAUCUUAAGGCAGUGAAUGUGUGGGGUUUCCCAAAAUUGAAUCUCCAGAUCGGCAAUUAUGUCGCGGCCAAUGAGGCUGAGAUCCCUGUCAGAUGGGGAUGGAUCAUCGCUGCUUUUGAGCGGAGAGUUGAAGAAGAAGAGACCCAAGUUCCAGUAUUCUGGUUGGGUGUUUCAUCUUGGUACUAAUAAGAUUGGCCAUGAAUAUUGUCAUCCUCGCUUCUUGUUUAUUCGUGGCAAGUAUGUCGAGAUGUAUAAGCGUGAUCCCCAUGAUCAUCCUGGCACAAAACUUAUACGGAGAGGUGUUGUGGGACAAACUCUUAUGGUGGAAGAGUUGGGAUGCCGAAAGGUUAAUUGUAGUGAUCUGCAUGUUCUUCGAUUCUACAAUCGAUUGGAUGAAUCAAAGAAGGGAGAAAUUGCUUGUGCUACAGCUGGAGAAGCUCAAAAAUGGUUGGAAGCUUUUGAGCAAGCAAAGCAACAGGCAGAAUAUGAGCUUUCAAGAGGUGGAAGAGCCAGAGACAAGCUGAAUUUGGAAGCCGAGAUUGAUCUUGACGCACAUCGCCACAGGGUGAGGAAAUAUGCACAUGGCUUCAUAAAACUUAUAAAAAUCGGACAAGAGCCACUUUUGCGACAAUCAUCAUCCUUGGCUGAGAAUGCCCAGACAGAUGGCUAUAUGGGAGUUGAUGGAGAUGCUGAUGCAAUUGAAGCACAUACAUGGAAAUGCAUGUGCACCAUGAAUGGAAUUAGAAUCUUUGAGGAUGUUGUAGAGUCCAAGGCUGGUAGAGGCAUUCUUGUGAAGUCCGUGGGAAUAAUUGAUGCCAAAUCGGAUACUGUCUUUGAGGUUCUUAUGAGCCUUGAUCCCUCUAGGAGAUAUGAGUGGGAUAUGUUGACUAGUGACUUGGAGCUUGUUGAAAGCAUAGAUGGGAAUUAUGAUGUUGUAUAUGGCACAUAUGAUCCGAAAUAUUUCACUUGGUGGAGUUCCAGAAGGGACAUUGGAACAUAUACAAUUUUACAAUUUCCAGCAGUACAUAAAAAGUGUCCUGCUAGACCUGGCUAUCAACGAACAAUCGUAAGCCCUUCUACUUGGGAGAUAAAAAGUUUGGACACAUCUGAUGCCACAGCCGAAUCUCCAAGAUGUCUUGUGACACACAUGUUGGAGAUACAAUCUGAUAGCUGGGGUUCUUGGAAGAAAAGCCGCUCUUCAAAGUUUGAGAAAUCUAUCCCUUAUGCAUUGUUGUGCCAAGUUGCUGGUCUCAAGGAAUAUAUUGGAGCAAAUCCAAUUCUUAAAAAAAAUUCGGUUACCGCAGAUUUGUAUUCAAAUUCCUCCAGUGAUAGUGUUUCCAGCAGUGAAUGUGACGACUCUGCAGAAGAGUUUUAUGAUGCGAUUGCUACAGAAACAUCUGAUGGUGAAGAUAGUGAUGAUGAUAUUGAAGUUGACAAGAAGGACAUUGUGACGCUGGAGAAUGUAUCAUCAGACAUAGCAAGCUUGUCUUUGAAGAAGUCUCCAGCUAAUGAUGCAAGCAAAGUACUAGAUUCAGCUAUACCCCCAGUGUCAAUUGAUUCAAGCAAGUUUAGUGGUUCAUUGCGUCAAGGAAAAGAUGAUGAUGACACAAAUUGCUGGACAAAUCCAGGUGGCGCGGGAUUCAUGAUUAGAGGAAGUACAUACUUGGAAGACUAUGUUAAAGUAAGUUUUAUUAUUCCUAACUAUUAUUUACCUUUUACUCAUCAUUAUAUUAAAAAAAAAAAAAAAAGUCCUUAGCAGACAUCUUUUACUACUUUAGUGUUUUAUGCAUCUGUUGUUUUGCAGUAACAAUUUAGUAUCCGUAAGAUGCAAUGGAAAUAACAGACAGUGAACUGAUAUCAACAAUCCUUGUUCCAUCUUGUUGAAUUCUUUUUUUUCUCAUUCAAUGUUACUGAUUAAGAUUGUGUUGCAGUUGAUUUAGGGCACUACUUACCUGUUAAUGAUAGUUAUUACUUCAUAGUUCAAUGAUUUCAAACUGUUGCCAGUUGGGGAUUUAA
This is a messenger RNA of Chenopodium quinoa (quinoa), 2434 nucleotides long. Its product is annotated as protein ENHANCED DISEASE RESISTANCE 2-like. NCBI's taxonomy places the organism in Eukaryota, Viridiplantae, Streptophyta, Magnoliopsida, Caryophyllales, Amaranthaceae. The record is from RefSeq and is a predicted model, not a curated record. The transcript is spliced from 16 exons. Gene Ontology annotation, molecular function: lipid binding. Bases 477 to 2174 code for a protein of 565 amino acids.